CAAUUAUCGUUAUGAUAGAACUUUUAUAUUUUCCACGUCUUCACUUGUAGCCUAACAUUUAUGAUCCUGCCAAGAAGUAACAGGGAGGACCAUGAAAAAAAUAAGUGGCAUUAAAUACAAAGUUAGUCCCAAGGGUUGUGAAUACAAGUGUAGAUCAAAGGCAAAGCUCCCUUUGAUUGGGAAGACCAUAUACCUGGAUGUCAAAGAUUCCAAACAAAUAAAAAAACUUAAGAAUGAUUUGAAAAGGCUUGGAGCGACGCUGGAAGAGUUUGCCAGUUGUGAUAUCAACUAUCUGAUCACAUGUCAGCUCUUGCCGAAGCCUGGGCGACCAUCAGACCCUUUCCAGUAUGGGGAUGGCAGUCCAACCUACAGUCCCUUCGACUGUGAGCAUUCUCCUUCCCCUGGCUGCACAGACGAAAAGAAACUCUCAGCUACUCGUGGAAGAGCACUCUUGGAAAAAGCAAAAGUCACCAAACAGGCCUCUUCCCUGCUAGAGAAUGCCCAGAAGUGGGGGGUGAAGAUUGUCAGCCUGGAGGGCGCUGUCAAAUGGAUCAACAGGGAGCUGAAGAAAUUGCCUACCUUACAACCUAACACAAAGAAAUCCUCCAAGUGCAUUUCAUCCUAUAAGAACUUGAGUGGUCGGUUAAUCAAAUGUGAGGUGGAGAGCUGUGUGUACCGGCCAUUUUACCAGGAGCUGAACCAGUGGCCCCACAUCAACCUUGACACACCCCGGGGUUCAUGCCCUUUUGAUGGAUCAAUUAUAAAAUGUGGUGAAGAGUCACAGGAGGAGCGGGGAGAGUUGCUGGCUGCCCAGGUGGAUGUGCCUUCAGAAGAUGACACCCCUGGCAAUGACAGGGACAACAUCGAUUCUCAAACAAACAAGAGAUUGGAUAUGGAGGGGGCAGGGAGAGUGCAGAUGUUAACAGCCGGGGAGAUGAGAAGACGCCGGGAGCAAAAACGUCAACAAGACAGGAAAAAAGGCUAUUGUGAAUGCUGCAGGCUCAAAUACGACAACCUCGAUAGGCAUGUUCAGGAGGAGUGUCACAGGCUGUAUGUGAAGGACAAAACAAACUAUGCUGCCCUGGACAGCAUGAUCACCUCUGGGCCAUCCUCCUGCACCUUCCUUCACAACAUCCUUACACAUGCUGCCAUCAAGAGGAAGGCUUCCACUAGAUUGAAGAGUCCAGUAAAGUUGACACAGACAGCUAGCAGAUUUUCCCUUAGAAAGCUGCAACCCAUACCAAACAGUAGACCCCCAAGAGAAACAGACAGAGACCAUCUGGUGGUAGAGUCUGCAGCUCCAGAAGUGAAGGCUUGGAGCUCCCCAAGGAAACUGAAUCAACAAAAACCUGCAAUGGAUGAAAAUCUAACAAAGGAGGCCUUUUCACCAAAACUGCCUAAACAAUCAAGUCAGGAUGUACCAGGUUAUCUAGAAAGUGUGAAGUCAUCUGUUAAAUCUCCAGUCUGUGUAAUAAACAGUUCGAAAAAGCAAGUAACUAAUUUACCAAAAGAAAAAUUCAUAAGUCCAGUCAAGUUGAGUGAAGACACAUCAUUUAGUAGAAAAAAUUCAACUGUUAGCGUGAACUUUUGUAAACCUUCAAACCUCUUCUCUGUGGAUGGAAACAUAUCAAGUAAUGAUUGUGAUAAAGCCCACGCUGAACAAUGUCUGCAACAUAUACAAGGUGAAAACAAUAAUGCGACAGAAAUUGCUCUUGAGGGAAAACAGACUGAAACACUUGUAGUCUUUGAUCAUGAGACUAAGAAAAGGACUUCUGUGAGCCCUAAGUCAAAGAAAACAAGUGCCCAGUUUUUGACACUUUUUGAACCGGUAAAUGAAAAAUCAAACAUUAAUGACUCUUUGUCGAAAGAUCUGAUAGAUAUAAAAACUGUUCCAGAGUGGCUUACGGAUAUAUCAGACAGUGAGUCCAGCAGGAGUGUUACUAGAAAAACUGAGAAGGGUAGGGCUUUUGCUAAUGUGGCAAAUGCUGAUGAACAUGAUGAUGAAAUUAAUCAUGACCAAAAUGAAAAACAUACUGAAUGUGAAAAAAGUUAUGUACCCAAAGUGUCUAAUGCAAAAAAAAGUUCUAUGGCUAAUUGGAAAUCAAAGGUUAAAAGUGAUAAUUGUGAUGGUGAUUUAGUGUCAAAAAAAGAAAGUAAACAGAAUGAAGAAGGCAAAUGUUGUCGCUACAUUGUAGAAAAAGGGAGUGACAAUUCUGAUAAUGCUGAUAUGCCAAAAGAAUUAAAAAACCUGAUACAUUCAACAUCACAAAUAUUGACAUGUAAUGAAAGCCCAAGGAAAUCAAAGUUGGAAGCAAGUAAAUUGAUUCAUUAUGCUUUUGAAUCCUGUGGCAGUUGUAUACCGAGGAGUGGUGCAGGCAGACAAGGGUCUGAUUAUGCUGGUGGAAAUGAAAAAAUAAAGGAAUUUGAAAUAAUUCAGAGGUGUUUCUCAGAGUUGCUGAAACAUACCAGACAGUUGGAGCUGAGCACAAAUGACUUCGAAGAUUGCUUUGCCAAGGAAUGGAAAGACCAUGAACUGCCGGAUGGAGAAAAUGUUGGCAGAAUGACGCAAUCUGUAUCAAACACUUCAUCAGAGUUUGAAUUAUACAAAGAUAACAAUCCAUUUUAUGUUAACAACAUUAGUAAUAAAAAGAAUCUUGUUCAAACGAAAGACAAGCUGUCAUCAGACAUAAGUCUUGAUACAGAUAUGCCAUCAGAUUUUCAAGUGCUUGGUGGUGAUGGAGAAGUGUUACAUUUUACAAAGACAUUGGCAGAGAGGAUCAAGGAAAGAGGGAGAAGAUCGGUUUCCAUAUGCAAUGCCACUUGUACAAGGAAAAGUCCUACAGACAGCUGUUCAGUCAAACAGAACAUUUCUCAAAAAAAUAAGCUUGUACCAUAUAAAACUGUUGCCAGUUUAGCUAGUGCUAAGGUCUUGAAUAAGUACCGAUUGCAUCGACAUACAGGAAUAACAGACAAUGUUGUUCAUCAGUCUGGGUAUCAGGGUGAUGAUGAAAAGGAAACAACUCCAAAGGUGAACACCCUGAGGGCUCUGAGGGAGAAAAUUAGUAAAAAGAACAAAUUGAGUGAAAGGGCGAGGCAAUCAGAUAGAAGUGUGCCUUAUGAACCAUCCUGUUUGAAAAACAAUGUUCUGGUAACUCUGGAAACAGAUCUUGUGAAGGAAGCAAAAGGUAAAAAUCAAAGUUGCAAAAAGACAUCUGCCUUCAGGAAAUGUGUUGCAGGCAAGACUAGGGCUAAAAUAACAUUAGAAAAUGAUAGGAAAAAAAUAACCAUAGAAAAGAACGAAAGAAGGAGGGGAGUAAAGAUAAAACAUAUAUUCUGGGACUAUGUGGCAGUAGACGAGGGAAAAAAUCCAGACAAAAAUGUGACAAUGAAAAAUAAUGCAAAAGAGUUAAGGCUAUUGCAAGAUAGUUCACUUCUCAGUAGUGACUUUUCAGAAAAAGAAUGCUACACCCAAAAGUUAAAAAGAAAAUGUAACUCCCAGCUUAAUAAAGGCAUGAACAAACCACUUGGGAAUGUAGAGACAGCUAUUGACACAAUCACCAAGCUUAAUCAAAAUGAGAAAAAAAAAGUUAAUGUAGAAACAGCUAAUGACAUAGUCAAUAAUGAAAAAAAUCCUAGAAGAGGCAAGUUUUGGACUUAUGAAAUAAUUACCGAUGACUCAGAUGUGGAGGAGUCAGUUGAACUCAUACCAAGGCAACUUAAGAAUUUAAAAUGCCUGUGGAAUAAUUUCAGUAAUUCAGAGUCAGAGCGAAGGUGUAGAAGCAGAGAGAGAAGUAUGAGAGAUGGCCAGGUUAUUAGAACAGUAAAUAAUUGUGAAGAAAGGACGGUUAGUAGUUUGAAUAGUUGUUCAAAUUUAGAGUCAGAAAAUAAGAAAAUAUCUGGUUCAAGAAAGAGGAAGGUAAAUGGGACUAGUGUGGUUGUACAGGAUGAAAAGUUGGAAGAUGAAUUGGAUCUGUCAUUGCCAAGGGAGGUGAGAAAACUGAAACUGGAUAAAACUUUAAUUGCAAGGAAGAGCAGGAGCUUGAGAUCUUGUGGUCACUCACCUGAAAUCCAUUGUAACAGAUUUGGGUCUACUUCACUACACAGAGAUAAAGGCAGGGAUGUGGUGCCAAAAACAAAUGUACAAUAUAAACAAAGAUCAAAUGAACAUGCUAUUGUAGAUACCAAGCAAAGUACUUCAGAGCCUUUAAGAAAAUAUACAGUAAAUUCCAAAACAAAAACACAAGGUAAUGAUAGGAGCCCUUCCCCAGUUUUCAAAUCCAGUUCACAGAACUUUAAACCCAUUAGAAGGAAGUCUCCAGUGUUUAACCACUCACUAAUAUCAGGGAAGACUAAGCAAUGUAAAAUCAGUAGAAUUUGCUCACAUAGAUCUGCACAGGAAGACGAUAAGAUUACAGCAACUAUUUCUAAUGGAAAUUCAGGAAGAACAACUCCAAAUAAGAGCAUUGUUGAAACACCUAAAUCCCCACCUGGUGGUCAUAGCAUAACACUGAGAGCAGAGAGGAUACAGUGGAAGAGAAAACGACUGGAAUCGAAGCCAGAAUCUGCAGAGAGUCAGCAGAAAAAGAUGAAACUGUGUAGCGAAGAAACUGGUCACUUCCCUGUAAAAACAAGUGUGGUAAAAAGUUUGAAUAAGGAGAAUAAGAAAGCAUUUCCUGUGUCUAAAGAAAAUUCAAAUGAAUGUAAACCAUUUGCAUUACACUGGAGCUCUAUUAAAAGGAAAGAUAAUGGAACCAGUGAAUUAGAAGUAACAGAGAGAGUGAAAAUUAAUAAAAUGUGGACUGUGUUGAGUGAGAGAAGUGCAUCAUUGUUGCUGUCCAGUGAGGAUGACCGAGAGACAUUCGAGGGGUUAGGUGGCAUGGAGGAGAGUCUGCAGUCUGGCCUGCCCUUCCAGAACUGGUCCAAGCAGCAAAUCCCUGUAAGUGAUACACACCAGUGGGAAAUAGAGGAUGAAGACCAGGAACAUGAGUCUGUGGCAAACCUGGUAAAGCUUGUACCACUUGUUGUAUCUUCUCCUUGGAAACACUCAAAUUCUUCAUGGGAUGAGGCAUGUGACUCAAUGAUUGAUAAAUCUCUGAAACACAGUCCAAACUCUUCGUUGAAGUGUUUGAAUUCUUCAAUGAACUAUAAUUUUAGCAGCCCAAAAAAGACCUUUUUAAGUCCUGCUAAGAAAUUGAACUCUCCUGUUAGUAAAAGACCGAAUACUCCCAAUAAGAGAAAUCCUGUUCAUUCCAGUUGUAUAAGACACAUCGAUGGGGAAAUUGAGUUCAACUUUGGAAGUCCACACAAGAACCAUGUUGCGUUUAGCCCUUUAAAGAGUGUGAAUGGUGCUGUGGUGGACUGCUCCAAACGCCCAGUGCUGGCAGCGCUCGACUCCACACCCACACCUGUAGACAGGAGGACUAGGCACCAAAAGGAGAACACAUGACCACCAAACUUAUAGCGGCCAAAGGUAUGAGGCAUAACAACGGGAACACAAGAACACUAGUCUUAUUGUCAGAGGGAAACAACGGAAACACAUGAAUACUGAAUAUUUUAGGAGGCAAGAGGGACAAGGCACGAGUCUAACCAAGAUCCAUCAUGUGAUCACUGGGAAAUGAUUAUUUGAUGUUUUCCAUUGGCGGAGUGGUAAAUUGUGGAAGCUUAACACAGAAAAUAAUAACAGUCAAGAACAGUAUUCCAUUAAUGAUUUGUAAUGUGUUCUUUAUUUUCAACAUUUGAACAAUGUAACUUGAGAUCAUGUACAAUGUAUCAUGGAUAGAAUUAAUAUAUUUUGUUUCUUUGUUUACAUUUCAUUGUACUUUAUAAUACAGCUUUAUUUCAAGUUUAGAACUCUUACAAUUAAAGUGACGCUCUUAUUCAAAAUCAAUACAUAUACAUGUAUGGUAAAUAUUAAUUACUAUUAACAAUAUUAUAACUGUUUUUUCAAUAGCUUAAAGCGCAAAAAUAUUAAAUGAUUGGUGAAUGCUAAAAGAUUUACUGCGUUUACUUUGGUCUCAUAAGGUAGAAAAACCGUGUUUUCUGCACAUUUCUUGUCAAUUAAACUCAGUAUCCUUAAUAAGAACCAUUGUUUUUGACAUUUGUUCAUCCUUUUAGGUAUAUUAAAACAAUUGUAGUAAAUGUGUUAAAUCUUAUUUGGAGUAAUAGUGCAUCUUUAAUAUUAUGUAUUAACACAAGUAUAAUUUGCAGAACUCAUGUUUGAUACAAAUGUAAUUUUAUUUUGAUGGGGCAUCAAAAUAAAAGUGGUCAUUUUAAAAGAACACUGUCCAAUCUUCAAUCUUUUUUGUGUGUCCAGGUUGUAACUUAGUCAUCCAUCAUGAACUGGGCGGUUUUGAAUUAUCCUGACACAUGUUAGGCCCGCAAAGGUGAUGUACCUUAUACCUACUCAACCCGAAUCCUGAGGGGCAUGAUUAAAGAAAUUAUGGUUCCUGUGCAAUGCACUUUUCCUCAAUAUGAUCAAUCUAUGAAGUUGGAUGUCAAUAACUCGAAAUCUUUUUUAGUUCUGGUCAUGACAAAAAUGCUUGAGACGCACCCUCAUACAAACACAUGCCUACCCUUUCUAUAAUCUGCUGCCUAUCAGUGGGGAUAAUAAAACAACACUAAUUAAUGUGUGAAUUAAAUAAAAGGAAUAGUGUCAAAAGCAAUACCAAACAUUUUUAAACAGUAAUUCAUCAAAUUCUUCGACAAUUCAGAUUACUGGUAGAAGGAUAAUGAAGUUGAAAUAUCAGUGAUCAAACAGUACAGGCUGAAGUAUGAUUAUUUUUUCCAAUUAUGAACAAUUUGAGAUGUACUGGUAUUCAGGGCUUCUGAAAACUGACAACCUGCCAGUUUGCACCAAUUUUGACCUUGACAGACUGAUUGCAGUUACAGAAAAUGGCUAAAUAAUUGGUUCGAAAUUUGCUCAUUUUUUAGGCCAGAAGAGCUUAUGCGAUGGUAAUGUGUACGUAGUAUGUGCGUCCGUGCAUCUGUAAACAAUUCCUUGUUAACAAGAUACAGCCUUCAGUUUUGAUUGUAUCUCGAUGAAACUUGUUCAGUAUCUACAUAUCCAUUAGAGCUUGGAUCCUUUCCAAAACCAGCCAGAUCCGCCCAUGCAUGCCUAGAUUAUGGGCCUUGAUAAUAUAAAAAACAGUGCGUCUGUAAACAAUUGCUUGUUAACACGAUACAGUCUUCAGUUUGGAUUGUAUCUAGAUGAAACUUGUACAGUAUUUGGAUAUCCAUUAGUGCUCGGUUCAUUUCGAAAACCAGCUAGAUUUGCCCAUGCAUGCUUAGAUUAUUAGCCUUGAAAUGAUUAGAUUAUGGGCCUGAUAGUAUAAAAAAAUGCUAUUGUGUAAAAAAAUGCUUGCGAACAUGAUACAGUCUUCAGUUUUGAUUGUAUCUCUAUGAACUUUGUACAGUAUUCAGAUAUCCAUAAGAGGUUGGUUCUUUUUGAAAACCAGCCAGAUCCGCCCAUGCAUGCCUAGCUUAUGGGCCUUGAAAGUAUUCAGAAAUCAGUGCGUCUGUGAACAAUUGCUUUUGAACACGCUAGUCUUCAGUUUCUAUUGUAUCUUGAUAAAACUUGUACAGUAUUUAGAUAUGAAUUAAAGCUUGGUUCCUUUAAAAAAAAAUAGCCAGAUCCGCCCAUGCAUGCCUAGAUUAUGGGUCUUUAAAGUUUAAAAAUUGCCAUUUUUUAGCUAAAUCUAUUUUUAGUUAAGUCUACAUGAGCAAAGUAUAUUUUUAGCCCAGUUUACAUUUAAAGUCACAAUUGUUUGUGAAUGUUUGUUCAAAUAAUGCCCCUGGGGUCAUUUCUGGCCAUGCCCCUGGGUUGACAGAUGUGUUAUACUUCAAUUGGGAAAGGUUUUUUGGGAAAUGUUAAAACUUUUUUGUCUGAAAUAGCAGAUCCUUGUGUAACGUGCCGGGGCUUACUUUCAAAUUGUAUAUAUAAGAUUUUCCUCUUUGGCUACUUUGCCAAAUAAUUUGCACUAAUGAUUAUUUAAAAUGAUUGGAUCGUGAAAAUAAUUAUCGUUCAAUCAGUGAUAAAUCAACAAAGAUUGGAAUAUUUACAGUUUUCAUAGACGCACAUAUUAAAUUAAUUAUUAAUUAUUAACUUUUCCUAUAUCCCUAGCUUUUCACUUAAAAACUGUACUUAAUAGUAUUAUGUCAAUGUAUGGUAAGGACUUUUGAGUUUACUUUCAUUACUUCUAUUGUUAAGGAGGCGCUUUUCUAUUUAAUACUCUCUGGUUCACAGUUUAUACCAUACUUAUAUCUAUAUUAAUAUAGAUAGUUCGGUUUAAACCCCUAGGGAAUUAACAUGUAUAUUUGCCGUUAGGACAAAUAGUGUUUAACCCCUAUUAGAGACAAUAAAUAUAGUACACCUUG
Molecule: messenger RNA, 8373 nt
Organism: Mya arenaria
Lineage: Eukaryota; Metazoa; Mollusca; Bivalvia; Myida; Myidae
Exons: 12
Coding region: 92-5446 (1784 amino acids)
Biological process (GO): regulation of cell cycle phase transition; positive regulation of nuclear cell cycle DNA replication
Cellular component (GO): nucleus; Dbf4-dependent protein kinase complex
Molecular function (GO): protein serine/threonine kinase activator activity; zinc ion binding; nucleic acid binding
Source: RefSeq, a predicted model, not a curated record